AUGAUUGACGUGAAUCUUGAAACUAUUAACUUUUCUCAUCAACGAUUAGCUUGUCGAUCUGUUUACUUUUGUAAAUUUGAAGAUUCUAUUUCCACUUGGGUUCGCGGGGUUAAUAGUUUCGAAGAGAAACAAGACUAUUGCACAGAAUGUCUUAUAAAAACAUACAACGAAGUGUAUAGCGACUUUUUUUUAUGUGGAACUUUUGAGUUUUACGGAGUUUUAUAUGAAACGGACGACGCACGUGCGCUUCCGGUGCUUCAUUGCAUCGCUGCGUAUCCGGCUGAUUCCACUGCGCUUGUUUUGGCGGACUUAUCGCAGCUUCAAAGAACUUUUAUUUUAAGUAAAGUGGAGGAAAACGUUACUCAUUAUAGGGAUCUUUUAUUAGAACACUUUUCGGAAGCUUUAGGAGGAGACAAAGAGGCUGCUACCUUUUUGUUACUAAAUAAUUUAUCGAGAAUACAUUGCAGAGAACCUGCUUUAGUAGGAAACUUUUCACUUAACUUUAUUAAUAUCGACUCCAAAACGGUGGAAGUUCUUCAGGAAACACUAGAAUAUUUUCUUCCAAAACUUUUCAAGCUUCCUUUAUCUGUGGAAUAUCUUAACAGCGAACGACUUCAGCCUUUUCAAGAUGAAGAAAGCUUGGAACUUUUAAAAAGUGGCUUGCAACUUUCUCCGAAUACUACUGUUAUUAUAAACGAAACGCUUUUGGAAAACGGAAAACUUAAUAAUCUAGGCUGCGAAAAUUUAUUGUGCUUGCAGAAAGCAGUAAAGCAACAACUUUUGAACUACAAGUUUCCUUAUUAUGAAAAGCCUUUUAAUACCGACUUAAGGUUCAUUGUUUGUUCUGAAGGGAAAUCCAUUUUAAAAUGCGACUAUAUCGUGCCAGUUUGUAAAGUCCGUCCACCUGCUGUGCGCCCAGUAAAAAGUUUAUCUGAAGAACAACUUCACUGCGCGAGGGUCUAUUUGGCUUCGAUGUCCCACUCAAACUUUUCUAUCAGCAGCCAAUUGAAUGAGAUCAUAUCACGUGACUUUGCUACUAUGCGACAAAUGGGCGUUGAGUUUACUUCAAACGAUCUUGAUAAGGUUUUAUGCGUAGCGAGAUAUAUGUGCUUGAGCGAUGGCGCCAGCGAGCUGAAGACGGAGCACUGGACUUCUGCUUUAGCACUUGAGCAGCUCAGAAAAAAACGCCUUUAA
Molecule: messenger RNA, 1194 nt
Organism: Zophobas morio
Lineage: Eukaryota; Metazoa; Arthropoda; Insecta; Coleoptera; Tenebrionidae
Exons: 14
Coding region: 1-1194 (397 amino acids)
Biological process (GO): DNA-templated DNA replication
Molecular function (GO): chromatin binding
Source: RefSeq, a predicted model, not a curated record